UCUCCGAUCAGCCAUCUGAAAGUUCAGAAAUUCAAUUCUUGCCGGAACCGCCGCCAAUUUCAAAAUCAAGCCCAAAUCCGAGCUCGAGGUCCAUCAAUGGCGGAAACCGACAACAUCGAAGUGCCCCCCUACUUUCUCUGCCCUAUCACCCUCGAAACCAUGAAAGAUCCCGUCACAGUAGCCACGGGGAUAACCUACGACAGGGAAAGCAUCGAACGGUGGAUAUUCUCCCAGAAAAACACCACCUGCCCCGUCACCAAGCAGGACCUCAAGUCCCUGGACCUCACCCCCAACAUCACGCUCCGUCGCCUGAUCCAGGCCUGGUGCACCCUCCACGCCGUCGAACGCCUCCCCACCCCCAAACCCCCCGCCACCGUACCACAAAUCUCGAAGCUUCUAGAAGACACCCAAUCCCCCACGCGCCGCCGUAAGUCCCUCCAAACCCUAAAAUCCAUCGCCGCCCAAAGCCAGACCAACAAACGCUCCCUCGAAUCCGCCGGCGCCGCCGCCGUCCUAUCCGCCAUUGUCGUAAACCAAACCCUCUCAAACCCCCAACUAUUCGACGACGGCGACGGAGACGCCGGCGCCGCCGCCGGCGACGCCCUCAGCAUCCUCUACAGCCUCCAAUUAUCAGAAUCAGGCCUGAAAACCCUAGCCAAUCCCCAAUUCAUCGAAUCCCUAACCCUAAUCAUGCAAUCAGGCAGCUACGAAUCAAGAACAUACUCAAUCAUGCUCCUAAACCCAAUCCUCGAAGAAUCUUCCAACCCUAAUCUCCUAAUCAAUCUGACCCCCGAAUUCUUCACCCAAAUUUCCCAAACCCUAAAAGACCAAAUCUCCCCAAAGGCCACAAAAUCAUCUCUAAAAGCCCUAAUCACCUCCAUCUCAUGGGGCCGGAAUCGAAUCAAGGCCGUCGAAUCCGGGGCAGUCCCGGCCCUGAUCGACCUCCUUCUAGAAUCUUCCGACAAAAGAACAUCGGAAAUGGCCCUGACGGCCCUGGAUUCCCUCUGCCAAUGCGCCGAUGGAAGAUCAGGCCUGUUGACCCACAGCGCCGGCCUGGCUGUCGUCUCCAAGAAGAUCCUCAGAAUCUCCAGCGCCGCCAGCGAAAGGGCUGUAAGAAUUCUGCAAUCUGUGUCCAGACAUUCGUCGACGCCGGCGGUUCUACAGGAGAUGCUGCAGAUUGGCGUCGUGGCGAAGCUGUGUUUGAUAGUCCAGGUCGAUUGUGGGAGCAAAAUCAGGGAAAGGGCCAGGGAAAUCUUGAGAACACAUUCCAGGGCCUGGAGGAAUUCACCAUGUGUGCCUGUAAAUUUGAUGCUUUCUUAUCCAUGCUCAUAGGUUUUUAGAACACACACACACAUAUAUAUACAUACAAUUUUUUUUUAAGUCACAUUUUUGGUGUAUUGUUGUUUGUGAAUAUAGUUUGGGUUCAACUAUAAAGGAUAUACAUUAAUGGAUGGGCAAAAAGUUGUGCCCUCAUAAAGUAUUUUGAUUUAGUUUUUGGAUGAAUAAAGUUUUAACUAUUAAUUUGAUC
Molecule: messenger RNA, 1528 nt
Organism: Andrographis paniculata
Lineage: Eukaryota; Viridiplantae; Streptophyta; Magnoliopsida; Lamiales; Acanthaceae
Product: E3 ubiquitin-protein ligase PUB23-like
Exons: 1
Coding region: 97-1332 (411 amino acids)
Biological process (GO): protein ubiquitination
Molecular function (GO): protein binding; ubiquitin protein ligase activity
Source: RefSeq, a predicted model, not a curated record